GACAGUAGCGCCGCCCGUGGUCACACCGCCAACCACGCCGGACGGCGAGCGGUUCCCCUGGGACAGCGUGCGCCUUCCGGACACGGUGGCGCCGUACGACUACAGGCUGCUGCUGCACCCGAACCUCACGACACGUGGCGUGGUCGGUCUGGUCCACAUAGAUUUCACGGCCGUCAAGGAAACAAGCUUCAUCGUCCUUCACUCCCGCAACAUGUCAAUCACGGAGAAAUCCCUCCGCAAGGUGGACGACUCGGCCAACAUAUCCCUGUCUAAGCUGCUGCUGUAUCCCCGGAGAGACCAGAUGUACCUGGAAGUCAAUGAGCCUCUCGUCCAAGGGCAGAACUACUCUCUUUUCUUGAAAUUUUCCUAUACGUUGAAGGAGACCUUGGAAGGGUUUUAUCUCAGCCACUACGUCACUCCCAGUGGUGCCAAAAGAUAUCUGGCGACCACGCAGUUCGAGCCGAACGCGGCGCGUGCCGCGUUCCCGUGCCUGGACGAGCCGCAGCUCAAGGCCAGCUUCCGGCUGUCGAUGGUGCGCCACCAGGAGCACACUGCCCUCUUCAACACACCCCUUCGGCACACGGAGGACCUCGGCUUCUACCUGGGCGCGGGCAUAAAAAGGGACGACUUUUAUCCGUCGGUGCGCAUGUCCACCUACCUGGUGGCCUUCAUUGUCAGCGACUACACCCACAUAUCGGCCACGGCCGACAACGACGUGGUGGUGUCGGUGUGGGCGCCGCCUCACCUGGUCCAGCAGGGACAGUUUGCACGCGAGGUGGCCGUCAGCUGCCUCAACUUCUACGGCGACUACUUCGGCAUACCAUUCCAGCUGCCCAAGAUCGACCUGGUUGCCGUGCCUGACUUCGGAGGCGGCGCCAUGGAGAACUGGGGUCUGGUCACGUUUCGCGAUACCAGCCUGCUGUACGACUCGACCCAGAGCAGCAGCGCCCUCAAGGAGUGGGUCACGGUCGUGGUGGCCCACGAGCUGGCACAUCAGUGGUUCGGUAAUCUGGUGACCAUGGAGUGGUGGAACGACCUGUGGCUGAACGAGGGAUUCGCCACGCUGAUGGAGUACAUCGGCGCGGGGAACGCCAAGCCCGACUUCCACAUGUCGCAGCAGUUUAUCCUGAAGACGACCCUAACCGCGUUGACGCUGGAUAGUCUGCGGAACUCGCACCCCAUCUCAGUGCCGGUCACCGACCCCGAAGAGAUCGAGUCCAUCUUCGAUGUCAUCUCGUACAGCAAGGGCGCCGCGCUCCUCUACAUGCUGAUGAAGGAGAUCGGCCAGACGGUGUUCAAGGCGGGCCUGCACCGCUACCUGAACCGGCACAUGUUCGGAAACACGCGGACCGAUGACCUAUGGGCGGCCAUCCAGGAGGCCAGCCAGGAGAUCAGCCCCUCUGACCCGGCCGCCGGAAGCCAGGUCACUGACAUCAAGGCCAUGAUGGACUCGUGGACGCUGCAGAAGGGCUACCCGCUGAUACAGGCCCGGCUAGAGGACGGCCGGCUGACCCUGCGCCAAACGCCGUUCGUGAUGCUCUCCAACGGCUCGGAGUCGGCCGGCGCGGCGCCGACUCGCUGGCACGUGCCGGUCCGCUGCCGCCUCCACCGCCUCGACGGCGUCCUGUCCGUCCGGCUCGACAUGGUCGAGUCCGUCUCGGUGGAGGUACAGUCGGAGCCAGCCUGGUACUACUGCAACGUUAACAAGACGGGCGUGUACCGGGUGAUGUACCCGGCCGAAAACUGGGCGGCGCUGGAGGGUCUGCUGCUCGACGGCUCUGGCCACCUCAGCGUGGAGGACCGCGGCGCGCUCAUCGACGACGCCUUCAGCCUCAACAGGGCGGCGCAGCUGAACGGCACGGUGCCGCUGCGCCUGAGCACCUCGCUGCUGACGGAGCGCGGCCUGGCGCCCUGGUCGGUGGCGGAGCGCCACCUGCGCCACUGGCUGCACCUGGUGUUCGACCUGACCACGCACGCGCAGCUGCAGGCGUUCGCGCGCCGGCUGCUGCUGCCGCGCUACACGGAGCUCGGCUGGAGCGACACGGGCUCGCACCUGGUCAGGCAGCAGCGGACGCUGAUCUUGGCCUGGGCCGUGUCGGUUCGCCUGCCCGAGGCGGUCGCCCGCGCGCGCACCCUGUUCAACGACUGGAAAGCCGGCCUGCAAGUGCCGCCCGACUUCAGGGCGCUCGUUUACGCCACAGGGGUGGAGUACGGCAACGAGAGUGACUGGCAGUUUGUGUGGGGCCGUUACCUGAACGCCUCGACCCCGAGCGAGAAGAAGGCGCUGCUGAUGGCUCUCGGCGCGUCUCAGGACCCGCUCACCAUCGAGAAUCUGCUGCGCCGGAGUCUGGCCGGUGAUAAGGUGCGGACGCAGGAUUUCGCCAGCGUCGUCGAGUCGGUGGCGGCUAACGAGGCGGGCCGGCUGCGACUCUGGCGCUUUGUGCGGCUCCACUGGCCAGAGAUCAUGCAGAAGGUCGGCGUCGGCACCUUCAUGAUGGACAACGUGAUCCAGGAGAUGGUGUCGCGCUUCACCACGCAGCUGGAGCUGGACGAAGUGCGGACCUUCUUCGCCGGCAAAGAGCUGCGCAGCGCCGAGCGUUCGCUCCAGCAGGCCAUCGAGAGUAUUGAGCUGAACGUGCGCUGGCGGCGCCGGUACCGGGCCGACGUCCACCGCUGGCUGCACGAGUGGAACCAGCGUCAGGGCGCGGCCGCCGCCUGAGCCGCGCCUGGUGUCAGCCGGCGGAGACGCCGCCUAUGGGCCCGCCUGUCCUCCCACCUGGUGUCGGCCGGCAAAGAGGGCUGGAGCCUCGGCGCAUUCCAUUCCGUGUGGUUGUCACGACUUUUUGUACAUGGGCGCAGCGGCCGUAUCCUCGCGGGCUCCGACGGCCGUAUCCUGGAGGGCCCCGGCGGCCGUGUCCUCGCGGGCUCCGGCGGCCGUGUCCUCGCGGGCUCCGA
This is a messenger RNA of Pollicipes pollicipes, 2955 nucleotides long. Its product is annotated as endoplasmic reticulum aminopeptidase 1-like. Gene Ontology annotation, cellular component: cytoplasm; membrane. The record is from RefSeq and is a predicted model, not a curated record. NCBI's taxonomy places the organism in Eukaryota, Metazoa, Arthropoda, Thecostraca, Pollicipedomorpha, Pollicipedidae. The transcript has 18 exons. The coding region runs from base 212 to 2719 and encodes 835 amino acids. Gene Ontology annotation, molecular function: peptide binding; zinc ion binding; metalloaminopeptidase activity. Gene Ontology annotation, biological process: proteolysis; peptide catabolic process.